Molecule: messenger RNA, 1116 nt
Organism: Exophiala viscosa
Lineage: Eukaryota; Fungi; Ascomycota; Eurotiomycetes; Chaetothyriales; Herpotrichiellaceae
Exons: 1
Coding region: 359-685 (108 amino acids)
Biological process (GO): mitochondrial respiratory chain complex IV assembly
Cellular component (GO): mitochondrial intermembrane space
Source: RefSeq, a predicted model, not a curated record
GUUGUUUACGUGUAUGACAAUCCUUGGCCAUGCAUGCAUGACCUAGAAGCACCGGGGUCGUAACACCGCCUGGGGAAGAAGACAAUAGCCAUUUAGGCUCGGGCUUGCAUGACCUAGAAGCACCGGGGUCGUAACACCGCCUGGGGAAUUAGACAAUAGCCGUUUAGGCUCGGGCUGUGCACCCCGAGCAGGGUCACGUGAGCGGCUCUUUGUCCCAAGGUUCAACGGCUCAUGGAACUUGACUUUCUGAACAAUUUUCUCAUUCUCAUUACGACGAAUUGAUUCAGACAUCAAUUUUGCUUCUUGUUGAGAAGCAAGAGAACAGAUCCUUGCGUGUCUCGUGAAGCUAGGACGACGCAUGUCAGGCUUCGGAGCUCCUGGUGGCGGCGCCGUCAACGUCAAGCCUUCGCCUCCCGAACGCGGUUCCUUCCCACUCGAUCACGAUGCAGAGUGCAAGCAUCUCAUUUCCUCCUAUCUACGGUGCCUUCGGAGACAGAAUCCGCCGGGACGGAACAACGAAGAAUGCAGGGUAUUAGCAAAGGACUAUCUCAACUGUCGCAUGGAAAAAGGCCUUAUGGCUAAAGACGAGUGGUCAAACUUGGGCCUGAAUUUCGACAAGCUCGCAGAGGAUACCUCGUCUGAGGGGACCGACAGCAAGGCAGGAGGAAAUAGCAGUGGAAGUUAAGAGCAUGAUUUAGAGUGAUGGGAGACCUUGCUGGGUCACUCGCAGCCGCGAGCCUUCAUGGUCGACAACCCUAUGUACCGCAACUGCACAUCAACAUGUCAAUGUCCUUUACCAAGUACGUGUCUUUUGCAUGUCGCGGAUCCGGGCUUUGGAGCAUAUCUUCGUAUCUUCCGGGUUUGUUUUUGCGCAAACCUUCAGCAGCAAACCCAGUGAUUGGAUGCUGUCAAUGCUCGCCACCUCUGAGCAAGGUCAUUGGCCUCUUUUAUAACGGGCAAACAUCAAACGGAAUUUACCAGAUGAAUUGGGCGUGGUUCUUGCAAAGGCAUGACCCUUGGUAACGCUCCACUACCAUGUCGAUGGUCUUGUUCUUUUGACAAAGUCGGUCAACAGGAUCGACGGAAUCGAUCUUCUACAAGCUUGGGGCAAAGUUA